Neltuma alba is the source of this 792-nucleotide messenger RNA. Its product is annotated as receptor-like protein 33. The transcript has a single exon. Gene Ontology annotation, molecular function: protein binding. Lineage: Eukaryota; Viridiplantae; Streptophyta; Magnoliopsida; Fabales; Fabaceae. Bases 1 to 792 code for a protein of 263 amino acids. The record is from RefSeq and is a predicted model, not a curated record.
AUGACACCUGAUGAAGAUGAUGGCAAAUCAAAGUUGGGCUAUUUGUAUAUUGACAUCUAUGACAACAUUAGUCUCGUGAACAUCAACGCUGGAAUAUCCUCUGUGAACAAAGAUCUUGCAUUGGAGCUAGCCAAAAUUAUAGCAACACAAUCACAAUCUGUGAUCAGUAGCGUAUUCUUUGAUGUCAAUGCAUAUGAUUUUGGUUGUCGUAGCUACUUGAAUUCAGUGACAAUUGUUAAUAAAGGAAGACAACUAAAGUUGGUCAAGAUUUUUGUCGCCUUUACUUCCUUGGAUUUCUCAUCCAAUCAUUUUGAAGGGCCAAUGCCAGAGGAAAUUAUGAAUUUCAAAGCACUUCAUGCUCUUAACUUAUCAAAGAAUGCUUUUUCAGGCCAUAUUCCUUCAUCUGUAGGAAACUUGAGGCAUCUUGAAUCAUUAGACUUGUCAAUGAAUUCUUUCGGCGGGAGAAUUCCAUCAGAACUCGCAAGUCUAAAUUUCCUUGCAUUUCUCAACCUCUCCUAUAAUCAUCUGAUAGGGCUGAUCCCAAUAGGUACCCAAAUUCAGUCAUUUGAGGCUGAUUCCUUCAAAGGAAACAAUCAUUUAUGUGGGCCUCCAUUGACGCCAAAUUGCAAUUUCGAUGAUGUACUAGGAUUGUUGACCCCAACAUCGUGGUCCAAAACAUCUAAUGGAUCAAAUCAUGGCAGUGAUAUUGAUUGGAAUUUCUUAAGUGCUGGAUUGGGAUUUACUUUUGGCCUUGGUAUUAUUAUCUUUCCCAUUAUUUUUUGUCAGCAAUAG